Messenger RNA from Amborella trichopoda, 1298 nucleotides. RefSeq lists its product as uncharacterized. The record is from RefSeq and is a predicted model, not a curated record. NCBI's taxonomy places the organism in Eukaryota, Viridiplantae, Streptophyta, Magnoliopsida, Amborellales, Amborellaceae.
UUGUACUAAUGGUGUCAAGGAUGGCAGGGCCUGACCCGAAAAUCAAAUUUUUUUGGGCGCCGAGCCCACAGGCAAAAAUUAUGGCUUCUUCUCUAGCCGGCCGGAACCGCCUGGUGGCGCCCCUAGCUGGAGGCCUGCGGCUUACGAAAGUUUAACAUUCGCCUCCGUCCACUAAACGAAGAGUCUUAAAUACCAAAAAAAUAUUCCCACAAUCCCUAAUACCUUUCAAAGUCCCCAUUAAAAUGCCUACGCCUCCGCCAUGGUGGCAAUAGGAAUCGCCUCGAGGAUCCGACUACAAGAGCAAGAGCGAGGGCCAGAGCGUCCAAGGGGACAAAGUAGUACGGUCUUGAAAGAAAUUUACAGUUGGAAGAUGCGGCUUAAUGCCAAAUAACAUGCUUUACUUCCUGUGGAGAAGCGGAGUCUGCUGAAUGAAUCAUAUUCAAGAUUAUGGAGAAAGCGGAGAAGUGCUUAUAUGAAGGUCCACCUGUUGUCAGCUUGGAAGAGCUCAUCUCCAUGCUCAAAGACGACGGGGAUUUCGACCGCCUGCGCCACAAAAUCAUCCAAACCCUCAAAACCAAUGAAAGCUUGAAAAAUAACAUUGCAUCGGCCGUGAGGGAGUCUUCUGUACUGAACAGUGAAGGAUCUGAAAAUAUGAAACCAAGACAACUCUUUGAUACCAUAUAUCAAGAGAUAAAGAAUCAAGCAAUGGAUCAGAUAUCACAUGCUGUGUGGGAGGUGAUGAGGUUCCCUGAUGGCAUGGGAAAGGAGAUAUCAGAAACAGUUGAAGGAGUGUUCGGUAAGUUGGUGGAGCAGAAAACAAAGCUUCCAAAAGAUAUGUCUGUGCCUUCUAAUAAGCAGGAGCCCAAAAUCUCUCCUGCCAUAAUCACCUCUGCAAGUGAAAGUGUCACUGUGCCAUGUAAUUAUAAUGAACCCAAGGAAACCCUUGGGUUUUCUCAGCCUGAUGAUCUUUGUAAUAAACUUGGUGGCAACUCUCAAGAGCCAGAGCCAGAGUCAGAGUCAGAGCCACGGGGACGGCCCAAUGAAAUGCAAUUGAUUGACAGUGAGCAGAGUGAAAGCCCUGGGUUUCUUCGAUUUGCCGACCAGAAUCAGCAACAAAUAGAUGGUGACCAUGACAUGGACCCUGAUGUUCCACCAGGGUUUGGUUGAUCUGUAUCCAUUAUUGGGUGAAUGUUUUUCUGGUCAAAGAUGAUUGAAAGAAGGAACUCAUGCCUUUUGUGUUAUAUCAUGUCUUGUGAUUCCAUCGAAAUACCACCAGAAUGCAAUGAUAACAAUUUUGA